This is a messenger RNA of Zootermopsis nevadensis, 4412 nucleotides long. The record is from RefSeq and is a predicted model, not a curated record. NCBI's taxonomy places the organism in Eukaryota, Metazoa, Arthropoda, Insecta, Blattodea, Termopsidae.
AUUCAAAAUAUCUUAAACUGAAACAUUAAUUUUAAAUAGUUUUGUUAGAUAUUAAAGUAAACGAUUUAGUAAAUCAGGUACAAUUUUAGAAGUGGAGUGAAGUGAAUUGAAUUGAAGUAAAAAAUAGAAACUCAGUCGGGAAUUGACCAUCGGCCGUCCUUUUCCAGACUUGCCUGUCAUGCCUCUUAUAGUGCUCGUAAUUGAACUGUUUAAAGUGUUUGAACAUUUUCAGUUCUUUGGUGGUUAUCCAGCUAAACUAAAGAAGGUGCUAAUCGUGACUGCACCACUUUGGUUUAAAGCUCCUUUCAAGAUCCUGCGGCUCUUUGUGCGGGAGAAACUGCGAGACAGAGUGUUCACUGUUAGUAUACCUCAGUUGACGCUGCAUAUCCCGCGCGGAUCUCUACCAUCACGUCUGGGUGGUGAGCUGGCCGUGGAUCAUGCAUCGUGGCUGUUGCACUGCCUCAAAUCCGUGACGAACCGCCAUGGCGACCUUUGUGACGUGGCAUCUCCUCUUGGCUCAGGAGCGGCGAUGGAUUCCGCCAUUUUUGCUACCAGUGCUGCUACAACUACAAUUCCCAAUGGGUCUGCCAGAAACCUAGAACAUAGUGAGCACAUGUGCAGCCAUGGUACCAGUGAAGGUGCAGACCAGAGGUCUUUCCAUUCUCCAGUAUCAGGACCAGAAGAGGAAGAAGAGGAACUAGAUAUAACAUCUUCCCGUGACCUAGACAAUGGUGAUAUCUGGCAACACAGCUCAGGCAGUGGAGGUGCAUCUUCACCAGCUCCUCCUGCUUCAUCAGCUAGCAGUGGUUUCUCAGAUGAUGACAGUCUUCAUUGCGAUCUAGGUCAUGGAAUGUCACUGGGACAAUUUGUGGAGAGUGUCCGGAGUAGAGGUCGAGCCGGCCUAGAGCAAGAGUAUGCCGAGAUCAGGGCCCGCCCGCCCGAUGGCUCAUUUAAUCAUGCGCGGCUACAGGCCAACCAGCCAAAGAACCGGUACACGGAUGUCCUUUGCUAUGACCACAGCAGGGUUCUGCUGUCACAAACAGAUGGAGAUCCCUGCAGUGAUUAUAUAAAUGCAAAUUUUGUUGAUGGUUAUAAACAGAAGAAUGCCUUUAUUUCCACCCAGGGUCCACUGCCCAAAACAUCGUGUGAUUUCUGGCGCAUGAUAUGGGAACAGCAAGUGUUGGUUGUCGUAAUGACUACAAGAAUAAUGGAAAGGGGGCGAACAAAGUGUGGCCAAUAUUGGGAGGUAGAAGAGGGAGGAGCGGCCACUUAUGGGGGCUUCCGAGUUACAACGGCAUCAGUGGAGCAGCAUGCAGACUACACGGUCUCCUCACUUCACCUCGCAAAUCUUAAGACAGAUGAGUGGAGGGAGGUGAGCCACUAUCAGUUCAUAUCAUGGCCUGAUUAUGGUGUUCCUCAUAGAGCCCUUGCCAUGCUAGACUUCCUAGAUCGGGUACGGCAACAGCAGAGCAAGAUGGUAACUACUUUAGGUGACACGUGGGCUGGAAAUCCUAGGGGACCACCUAUUGUUGUUCAUUGUAGUGCAGGCAUUGGCAGAACUGGCACCUUCUGUACAUUAGACAUUUGCAUCAGCCGUCUAGAAGAUGUGGGUACAGUAGAUGUCCGAGGUACUGUCGAGCGAAUUCGUUCUCAACGAGCGUGCUCGAUCCAGAUGCCAGAUCAGUAUAUCUUCUGCCAUUUAGCACUUAUUGAAUAUGCACUUGCCAAACAACUCAUACCUCAUGUUGACCUCACUGGGUUUGAAAAUACGGCUGACGAUGAGUCUGAGUGAACCAGAGACUAUGUAAGACAAAGUCAUGAACUCUGAUGUGUCAUAUGCUAAAAUGACACACUGCACAAAUGGACAAAUGAGUGAUAACAUUUAUUGAAUCAGUAUAAAUAAGCUUCCUACAUUAUUAACAUUUUGCGCAACAUUAUUACCAAUAACGUAUUAAAAAACUGAUAUAAUGUUGCUUCCGAAAUUAGACUGGACAGGAAGAAAGAAGCAAAACUGGAGCAGGAUUUAUGAGUAUGGAGGUAUGUUUUGAGUUUGGUUGGAACAAAUGUGAAAAAUACCUUCUUUAAGUACAUAAUAUUAUGUGUCAAGUAAAUUUAAUAAACAACCAAGCCAGGAUGUUAACUGCUGGACUGGAGAUGCUCUACAUAAUUAUGUGUAACUGUACCUAAUGCAGGGUGUCGUUAUGUCUAUUCUAGAAUUCAAAUCUCCUGCAUUUGGCGAGAGCUACUAGUAGGUUACCAUCGUGUUGCCAGCACUUGUACACUGAAAAUAGUGGGAAUCCAACAUAAUGUUUCGAAACAAGAGAAUAAUGUUUGUACUGUAAUAUACAAGCUUGACGCAUCUCAUAAUUUCAGAUUAUAUUAAUUUUACAUUCAUAUCAUUGUUUAGACUGAUUUACUAACAACAAAAUAUCAGCCAUAAUUUUGUGAUCUGAUUUCCUUACAGCAUUCAUGGUACUUUGUGAGAAAGAGUUAUAAAUGAAACUUCAUAAAUUAAAAUAAAUUAGACAUAGGUCUCGGACAACUACUUUUCUGAAAGUGUGUUCUUCAAAUAUGAGAUUGUUUUAACCAAUAUUUUGAAUAUAUUUUUUCACAAGUUACAGUGGUUUUCUUGGGAAAAGAAUAAAUGUAAAAUAUGGCAAAACAGUUGAAAAAUAUAAACCUCUAGUUCUAGAAACAUGGGUUUGCUAUUGCAUACUUAGGAACUUACCAUCCAUUAGCCUGUCGUAGCACCCAAUCAGGCAACGCAACACAAAUCUGAACAUGUCUCAAAUGUCAGGAAAUUUGAAUCUUACUGUACUGGUGUCAUAUCAAUAUUAAAACAUGGAAAAUUAAGGCCACUUUAUUUCCUGCAGUCCUGAAUGGAUAUCUCUUAUAAUAACAUUAUCAGUCACCUUAUUUAUUCUUGGUGUGACAUUUAUGUACCAGUAUUUCAAGAUGAAAAUAUUAUUUGAUGAGUUUAUCGAUGUUGCUUCUGAGAGACGAAUGUACUGUAAUUUAUGAAGAACUGAGUGAGUCUGGAUAUCUUCUCUUCAGGUAGUGGUAACUUAGUUUGAAUGGUGUAAUGUUGAUGGAUGAACUGGUGCUCUUCAGUGGGUACGUGACACUGUGGGAACUGACACAUAGAAGGCAUUGUGUUACAUUUACGCCAAAAUAUGAACUGUUGUAGUCAGUGUUUUUAACCAUCAAUAUGGUUUAAGUGUACAUUAUUUCUGUACAUAAUAAUUCAUAUUUAAUAUAUAUAUAUAUCUACCAGGAAUGUGAUAUGUGCAUAUUCAAAGCUGCUAAAUAUUUGUGAAUUUUUUAGUCUUUUUUCUCAGUCUUUGUUACAAAUACUUCCAUAAAUGUGUAAUUUUACACAAAGAAAAAAGGGAACAUAUCAAUAAGUGCUAUUUAGAAGCAAAGUGACAUAGUCAUAAACCAUAUGGUUAACUUUUGAUUUUAAUAAAAAAAAUUAAAACUUGGAUUAAUAACUGCUAUAGUGGGGAUAAGUUAUGUGCUAGUCCAACAUGAGCUUGAAUUUAGCUCCUCUGUCAUAGAGAAAUGUCUGUAGUAUGAUUAUUCAGAAAAUGAGAUACAUUUUUCAGAUAAAUUGUGGAUGUGAUUAACUGUGGACCUGUGUAUGCAUACUGAAACUAGUAGAAGUCUCUGGCAAGCUGUUAUUUUGUUAAAAAUUUCUAAACAUACACAUUUAUCUCUUCCAUUCUAUUCAGCCACAAUAUAUUGACAUUAUUUUCUGAAAAAUGCUACCUUGUAAUACCAAAUUUGGAACUUAAGAUUAAAGUUUAAAAUAAUUUAUUAUGUUAAGAUAUGAGCACAAAACAUUGGCAUAGUUGCACAAAGUUAACUUCAAUAUACUGUUUGUAUAGUAGUUUGCUGAUUUGAGAAUGUUUGGUAAGUAAUGAAUCUCAGAACAGUGAAAAUGUGUUGUAAUUGUGAAGAGUAUUGUGCCACUGAAAAGAUUUUGAUGGGUAUGGAGCUGUGAUGGUCUUUUUACUACUUUUUUCUUACUAUUAUCGGUUCUCACAUAAGACAUGACUAGGAUGUUGGUUUUUAUAAUAUGAUCACUACAAUUUCUGGAAUUCUUGGACAUUUUUGUGGAAUUUGAUAAUUACAUUUACCAAGUAAGUUAAAUUUUAUGGUAUUUUCAACACAUAACUGACAAUAAUAUAACUAUGAUUUUGGAGAACAAGUUCCAAAAGCCAGACACCUGAUUAGAAUGUUAUUGUACAGUGAAAUGUCAUAUAAGAAAAUUUCUGUAUGAAUUUAUUUAUUAUAACCUUUCACCUGCUAGCAACAUUUGAAAGGACAAACCUCCCUAUGCUGCUACCCUUAAGUUUUCUAUUGCUGUUACUGUUGAAAAAGAUAUUAAAAUUCACCUUUAAAUAAAUUAA